GACUGUUCACCAGGCCCGGGGCCACACCCCGUCCCCAGGUGGAGACUACCUGUAGGGAGACAGUCAUAAAGAGUUCGCAUGUGGUUCAUGUUCUCCUCCUGCGGCAACUAGGUAAAAAAAAUAACACAUUUUACAGUACUAGCUAUUCAUUUGGAGCCAGCUGUAUUUUUCUUGACUGUCGAUGGAUAUGUGUUGAUUUUAUCUUGAGCGAUUGUAAAGUUUUGUUUAAGCGCACAGAAGAUUGUUCUGGGGAAUCUCGGGAUGAUGAGCGUUCGAUUUGUUAGGAGAUACACGGAUGCGUGCGCAGCAACAUGUUGUGUUGAGAACGGCUUAGCGACGAAGCUGUUUUUAUGAACGAUAAUAUCACAAAAUGUACGAGAACAAACACUAGUCAGGACAUUAGUCUGAUUUAAUCAGAGAGGUAAAAUGUCAUCCGUUUCGUAGAAUGUCGGUUAAGUUGCUCUUAGUUUCCCUGCACACAUUGUCAAUCCUGUACCUUUUGUGGACAUCCACUUGAGACAUUUAUUUUUUAAUGAUUGAGUGUCAUUUUAAAUAAUGUAUGGACCUUAUUACUUGGUAAAACCUUUGUUGACGUGGCCAUGAAACCGUUUUUAUGGGCCAGCCAAAAGCCAAUCUACUUCCCUUUGUGUUUUCUGAUGACUUCUGACUUCUUUACUGGAUAAACAGGUAUUUGAGGAGGUGUUUAAUAUGGAGCAGUGUAUGAGGAAGCCAGAGGUCAGAAAAACUGCCAAACCACCGCCACCAAAACCAUCCCCAAAGCCCAAGCAGGAUGCUCCCGCGCCCCCCCCAACCGAACCGGGCCGGACCCAGCAGCUCAUCCGGAGGAUAGAGAUGGCCAAGGAACAGGGUAAUGGAAACCCGGUGCAGGCAGAGACCGGAGGAAGACCUGUUGCUCCACCCCGACGGGCUGAGAGGGAAGCUAAGAUAACAGACCAAGCCCCCACAGAAGACUCAAAACAGAGAUCCCAACUUGGAGCAUUUCAAAAGAGCCAGAAGGAGAAGACUCCUGCCUUUACAAGCACCGUGGGUAAGAACGCUGAGACCCAAGAUAAAACCCAAGAUGGCCCCUCCAUGAAGAGUGGGAAGCAGAGUUCCUUUAUGGAAACAUUGAAGGGUUUUCACGUAGAGCUAUCUAUGCAGUAUUCCAGCGACGAAGCAACAUCAGAAGAGGAGCAGUCUUCUGAGAGCCACCGGCCUGAGAAGCACACAGAUCCCAAGCCUGAAAAAGGAAAUAUCCUGUCUGGCAUAUUCCGGAAAAAAACUAAAGACACCUCGCCAUCUCCAUCAUUAACGGUCAGUGCAGCAGAUGCAGAGCCUGCUGACGAGGACAUCGUCUCCCCUGAAAAUCUUGGUGUUGCCAAGGAGGUUUCGGAGAGCAAUGACAGUCUGUCUGAAAACAACCCAAAGGUAAAGGAAAAGAAGGGCAUUUUCGGCGGAAUCCUCCGGAAGACCCCGAAGCCGUCAGAGGCAAAGGACACGCAGUCUCUCUCCAGCGAGCUUUCAGCCAGCAAUGACAGUCUGUCUGAGACCGCCAAGACCACGAAGGACAAAGGAAGCAUCUUCAGUGGGAUGUUCAAAAAGGACCCUAAGCUGUCAUCUGACAGCGGCCAGCCACAACAUGGGGAGGAACACUCGCUCCAGGGUAAGCUCUCGGGCAGCAGUGACAGUCUGUCAGAAAACAAGGAGAAAGGCCACCUGUUCAGUGGACUCCUCAAAAAGAUUCCCAAAGCACCGAGGGACAGCCAGGAAGACCUGUCCGGGCAGGGAGAGCUGUCCAAUGACAGUCUCUCUGAACAGAAACAACCCAAGGAGAAAGGAGGUGCUUUCAGUGGAAUGUUCAAGAGAUCGAUUAAACAUGACGAACAGUCCCUGAAUGAGCUGGCGGCAAGCAAUGAAGGUCUAUCGGAAAAUAGCAUGGGGAGUCUCGCUGGGCAGAAGGAGCUUUCAGAGAGCAACGACAGCCUGUCUGACACCAAAAAGACAAAGGAGAAAGCUAAACCGUUCAGUGGAAUGUUCCGGAAACCCAACCAAAGCAAACCAGUAGACGCUUCUCAACCGGAGGAGGAUAAAGAGUCAACAAACCGUGAUCUCCUGGCUAGCAACGAGAGCUUAUCAGAGACCAAGGAAAAGGGAGCUUUGUUUGGUGUAAUUCUGAAGAAGACUCCCAAAGCCACCGUAGACGCCACCGAGGACAAAGAGGUCGACAAGAAACUCCCGGUCAGCCAUGACAAUCUCUCUGAGGGUAACACUGUAAAGGAGAAACACAUCUUUGGCGGUAUCUUUAAGAAGCCCCAGAAGACGACGCAAGAGGAGAGCUCCGAUGACGAGGAGUCGAACCCGCCUGAAGAUGACUUCUCGGCUAUCUUCAAAGAUCUCUCUGAGACAACAACUCAGAAGGAGAAGGGAGGACUGUUUGGUGGGUUUCUCAAGAAGACCCCCAGAGCCACCGGUGACGACACAGAGGAGAAAGACAGCGAUAAGGAAAUCACCGGCAGCAAUGACAGUCUGUCUGAGGGUCGCCCCGCAAAGGAGAAAAGCAUCUUUGGCGGUAUCUUUAAGAAGCCCCAAAAGCCAACGCAAGAGGACAGCUCCGAUAGAGAGGGGUCGAACCAGCCUGAAGAAGACCUCUCGGCUAGCUGUGAGAAUCUCUCUGAGACCUCGACUCAGAAGGAGAAGAAACCAGGAUUUUCCGGAUUAUUCAAAAGGACGGCCAGCAUGGACAACCUCGACCAGGAGGAGAAAGGAGGACUGUUUGGUGGACUUCUCAAGAAGACCCCCAAGGCCACCGGCGACGACACAGAGGAGAAAGAUGGCGCAAAGGAAAUCACCGCCAGCGAUGACCGUCUGUCUGAGGGGAACGCUGCCAAGGAGAAACACAUCUUUGGCGGUAUCUUUAAGAAGCCCCAGAAGCCAACGCAAGAGGAAAGCUCAGAUAGAGAGGGGUCCAACCAGCAUGAAGAAGAAAAAUCUUCUAGCUGUGAAAAUCUCUCUGAGACCACUAAUCAAAAGGAGAAGAAAGGAGGUCUUUCCGGUUUGUUCAAAAGGUCCGCCAGCAUCGACAACCUGAAUGACAAUGAAGAGAAAAGUAUUUUCAGUGGCAUUUUUAAGAAGCCAGCAAAAGCCUUGGAAGGGUCUACAGCUGACGAGGAUAUUGAAGGAAGAUUAUCCGUCAGUGGUGAUGAACUUUCAGAAACAGCCAAGGAGAAAAUGGGCGGGAUCUCUGGCAUGUUCAAACGCUCCCCCAAACCAGCUCCACGUUCCCUGGUCGCCAAGGACCCGCUCCAAAACACAAAUGAACUUGGCGAGAGUGACGAUGAAAGUCUGGCAGUGAAGGAUACGAAGACUUUACUGUCCGCCAGCAAUGACAGUCUGAACGAGGUUUCCACCACAAAAGAGAGGAUGAGAGCUUUUGGUGGGAUGUUCAAGAAGGCCCCAAAAGCAGUUGAACAACAGGACGAUGACGAGCCCAGACCACUAGGGGGCGGUAGAGGGCUUAAACGCAGAAAGACCAUCAUCAGGAAGAAACGGGUCGUGUCAUUCAGAGUCAAACGGACUCUUCCAAGAACUGCAAAGAGCUCCGACCUGCUCCCUCUGAUGGAGGAAGAGAGUGUGGAGAUGAGGGAGAUUACCCCCUUCCAGGAGGACUCAGUCGAGAUCCAGAAUGUGGAGAUGGCAGCCUACCCCACUGAGGAAAACAACCGCGAUGCUGAGGAGAGCGAUGAGCUGAUGGAGUGGUGGAACGGGGUCGUAGGUUGGGCAGAAUGGAACGAGACAUCAAACUUUCAGGAGGAAGAUGAGGAACGGGCUGUGGAGCAGGCGGCCGACCGUCUGUUCAUGGCCGCCCGGCUCUUCGUGCGUAUCUUCAACCAGCGCGGGGCGUCGCUGCAGCAGCGCAUCCUGGAGCUGCUGGCCCAGGCGGACGCCGCCGACCAGUUCCACAAGCGCACCGUGUCGGCGGCGGUGGGCGGGGGCGUGGCCAGCGUGGUGGGCAGCGUGGCCACCAUCACCGGGCUCAUCCUGGCGCCGUUCACCUUCGGCGCGUCCAUCAUCGUGACGGCGGUGGGCAUCAGCGUGGCCACGGCGGGAAGCAUCGCCUCGGCGUCGGCCAACAUCACGGACGCCGUGCACUCCAACAUGGACCGCAAGAAGGUGGAGAAGAUGAUCCAGGGGUACCAGGACGAGAUGGAGGACAUCAGCGAGUGCCUGGCCUUUGUGCAGGAAGGCAUGGUGACCCUGCAGGAGUGGGACUUCGAGAAGUACUCCCAGAGCGCCGCCAAGAAGGCGCUGAACCACAACAUCAAGCACGUCAUCAAGGAGGGCGGGCGCGCGGGCAAGGCCCUGGUGAUCAAGACCAACGAGCUCAUCAGCACCGUGCAGAUUCUGGGCGCGGCCGGGGGCGCGGCCAAGGCGGCGCAGGCCAUCAGCGUCACCACGGGCGUCAUGUCGGCGCUCUUCCUGGCGCUGGACGUCUUCUUCCUGGCCAAGGACUCGCACGAGCUGCGCAAGGGCGCCAAGACCAAGUUCGCCAAGAAGAUCCGGGAGGUGUGCACGGAGCUGCAGGCGGGCCUCCUGGAGCUGAACAAGGUGAAGUCGCAGCUGCAGAAGACCAUGGACGGCAUCGAGCUGGAGGAGGUGGAGGAGAUCCUGGAGGUGGAGGAGGAGGUGGACGAGGAGGAGAGCGCCGACGAGCUGGAGUCGGACCCCGCCAAGCUGGCCCAGAUGUACGAGGAGCUGGACGUCAUGGAGGAGAAGCUGGACAAGAGGGCGCUGGAGGAGAAGGAGCAGAGGGAGAGGGCGCAGAGGGAGAAGGAGCAGAAGGAGAAGGAGGAGAAGGAGAGGGCGCGCAGGGAGAAGGAGCAGAAGGAGAGGAGCGGAGGGGAGCAGCAGGAGAAGAACAAGAAGGAGAAGGAGGAGGUGAACGACAGCAGCAGGUCGGCGAAGGGGACCAAGGCCCAGAGCGAGCGGGAGCGGAAGAGGGAGAGCACCGAGGCGGAGAGCGCGACCGCGCCGGGCAGUCAGAAGGAGCCGCCGGGAGGAAAGAAGGCGAAGGAGGCGGAGAACAGAGCCACGACCCAGAGGGAGCACGCCACCGGAGGGGACACAGCGGAGAGGGCGACGGGGGACCACGGGAAGGGCAAGGGCGAGAAGAAGGAGAGGGACGGCAUCGGGAAAUGGCUGGGGGGCCUGAGACGAGGGGGCGGGACGGAGGCAAAGAGCGGACCGGAAGUAAAGAGCGGACCGGAAGUAAAGACCGGACCGGAAGUAAAGAGCGGACCGGAAGUAAAUAGCGGACCGGAAGUAAAUAGCGGACCGGAAGUAAAGAGCGACCCGGAAGUAAAGAGCGGACCGGAAGUAAAGAGCGGACCGGAAGGUGAGCGUCAGGCGGAGAGGAGUGAGGAGAAGCUCAGCGCGGCGCCGAAGGAGAGCGUGGCGGAGAGGGCAGACCGCAAGAUGUUCCACAUCUCGCUGGGCUCCCGCAGAGAAACCCACAGCCGCCUGCUGGCCAUGUAG
Gadus chalcogrammus (walleye pollock) is the source of this 5532-nucleotide messenger RNA. RefSeq lists its product as uncharacterized. Gene Ontology annotation, cellular component: extracellular region; membrane. The coding region runs from base 709 to 5532 and encodes 1607 amino acids. The transcript is spliced from 53 exons. NCBI's taxonomy places the organism in Eukaryota, Metazoa, Chordata, Actinopteri, Gadiformes, Gadidae. The record is from RefSeq and is a predicted model, not a curated record. Gene Ontology annotation, biological process: lipoprotein metabolic process; lipid transport. Gene Ontology annotation, molecular function: lipid binding.